Messenger RNA from Protopterus annectens (West African lungfish), 3650 nucleotides. It is a transcript of the gene APBA1, whose product is annotated as amyloid beta precursor protein binding family A member 1. Bases 765 to 3296 code for a protein of 843 amino acids. Lineage: Eukaryota; Metazoa; Chordata; Ceratodontiformes; Protopteridae. The record is from RefSeq and is a predicted model, not a curated record. Gene Ontology annotation, biological process: chemical synaptic transmission. Gene Ontology annotation, molecular function: protein binding; amyloid-beta binding. Gene Ontology annotation, cellular component: cytoplasm; dendritic spine; plasma membrane. The transcript has 21 exons.
GACUGGCAGCAGUGGGAAGAGCUCAAAAGAGGAAGAUGGUGGAGCUUUCGCAGGGGGCUUUUGUGGAGGGCUACCUUCUUGCACACUGAUAGAGACAGAAAGGUUUCAUGUUGCUGUUAGUCAGCAGAUGGAAAUGUCUUACUAAAGAAUUGGUAGCUGGAAGCUUUAUAAAGGGGAAAGAAUUCUUACAGGAUUGCUAAUUGAGGAAGGUAAUUCAGGCUACCCACUUGAACCACAUGGCUGAUGAAAUCAGUCUGUAACCCUAGUGGAACUGCUGAGGAACAGCUGUCUCAGACCAGGAUUGUCAUUGAGUAUCAAAUCUUCAGUUACAAUUGGUUGAUUCUUGGAUAAAUAUGGAAUAAGUGGGCCAAGAAAUCCUCACGCCAGAAUAUCCAAGUAACCCAUCCAGGAAAGAUGUGUUCUGCUGUGGGAAAGCUGUUUUUUUCCAAUAACCCAUACUUGUGAAAAAGGAAGAGUCCAAUUUCAGAAGAAUAUCAGGAAUAUCAGGAAAAGAAGUUGACUUUAAUAAAAGGUUCUUGGUUGUCUACACUGUUUCCUGCUUUCGUUUUUGCCAAAGUACACCUCAGUAACUACGAUAUGGUGAUGCACAUCUCUGUCAGAUGGUAAAGACACCGUGUCUCUAUCAGUUUCAUAGACAGGUGAAAUGGCAGUUUAAUUGAAAACUUGCAUACUGUUUCUUUCAGUGCAGAGCUCCAAACGACAGAAUGCCAGGGCUGUAGAUUGCCAAAACUCGAGAGCCUGCAAUGAGCCACUUGGAGGGAGUCGUGGAGGCAGAGGUGGAUGACGAGCCUGGCAAUGGUGAGGUGAAUGAAUCUGUGGAGGCUGAUUUAGAGCACUCGGAGGUUGAAGAAGAGCAGCACGCAGCUUGCUAUGACAGAUGUGUCAAUGGGGAGCCAGAGAGCCAGACUAGUCAGGAAGAGGAGGGCACACUAGCGAGGUCAGCCAGUACAGAGAGUGGCUUCCACAAUCACACGGACACUGCUGAGGGGGAUGUUAUAAGUGCUGCACAGGAAGGGUAUGAGGCAGAUGAUCGACUUCAGGAGAAUGAGGAUGAAAAUGCCUAUGCUGUACAGUACAGACCAGAAGCAGAGGAAUAUACAGAGAAUGCAGAGGCAGAGCACGUAGAAGCUUCCCAUAACAGAACUGUAGAAAACCAUUUACACUUCCGACCGGUGGAUCAUGAGGAAGGUAUUAAUCCAGGCUAUGCAGGAUAUGUUUACACACAUAGAAUCUUCCACCGAGGAGAAGAUGAACAGUAUGCAGAACCGUAUGCAGAAUAUGGUUUGCAGGAGCAUGUGUAUGAAGAAAUUGGGGACGCAUCUGAAAUUGACCUCAGGGAGGGUCUCAGGCUAUAUGAGCAGGAGAGGGAAGAAGCUGACAAUUAUCGUAAAGAGGCACUUGGGGAGCGUCUGCAUCAUUAUGAUGAACGCUCUGAUGGUGAAUCUGACAGCCCUGAAAAAGAAGCAGAGUUUGCACCGUAUCCUAGAAUGGACAGCUAUGAUCAGGAAGAAGAUAUCGACCAAAUUGUUGCUGAAGUAAAGCAGAGUAUGAGCUCCCAGAGCCUUAGUAAGGUUGGUGAGGACAUGCCUGAGGCAGAACAGAACGCGGAGCAAAUCAUGCCUGCUAAUGGAGAGCUUGAGAACAAUGGAAAACUGCCUGCUGGUUCCCGGUCUACAGAGCCAGUAAUAAGGUACAGCAAGGAAAAAAGGGAUGCCAUUUCUCUUGCAAUCAAGGAUAUUAAAGAAGCAAUUGAGGAGGUGAAGACCCGGACUGUCCGCUCUCCAUAUACACCUGAUGAACCUAAAGAACCAAUCUGGGUAAUGAGGCAGGAUAUCAGCCCUACCAGAGAUUGUGAUGGUCAAAGGCCACUGGGCAGCGAUGGCUACUGGAACAGCAGUGAAGCUGAAAAUCACCAUGCUGAAGACUCUAAUGUGCCACUCCUGAGGAGAUCUGAGUCCCCGUCUUCUGACUGUAGUUCACCAAAGGGAGCAGAGUCAUCUUCAAGGCAAUAUCAGCAGGAUGGAAGUGAAGCAGCGGAAACGUCGUCCAGCAAAGAGUCAAGAAAAAGCUUGGCUUCAUUCCCAACAUAUGUUGAAGUUCCUGGACCAUGUGACCCAGAAGACCUCAUUGAUGGCAUUAUCUUUGCAGCAAAUUACCUUGGCUCCACCCAGCUGCUGUCAGACAAAACCCCAUCCAAGAAUGUGCGCAUGAUGCAGGCCCAGGAGGCUGUCAGCAGAAUUAAGAUGGCCCAGAAAUUAGCCAAAAACAGGAAGAAGGCUCCGGAAGGAGAAGCUCAGCCUAUGACAGAGGUUGAUCUCUUUAUUUCUACUCAGAGAAUAAAAGUGCUCAACGCUGACACACAGGAAACAGUGAUGGACCACCCUUUGCGAACUAUUUCCUAUAUUGCUGAUAUUGGGAAUAUCGUAGUACUAAUGGCCCGUAGGCGUAUGCCACGCUCCAACUCUCAGGACAGUGUGGAAGCCUCUCACCCCUCCCAGGAUGGCAAGAGACAGUAUAAGAUGAUCUGCCAUGUCUUCGAGUCCGAAGAUGCACAGUUGAUUGCCCAGUCUAUUGGGCAGGCUUUCAGUGUUGCCUACCAGGAGUUUCUAAGAGCCAAUGGGAUCAAUCCUGAAGAUCUGAGCCAAAAGGAGUACAGUGACCUGCUAAAUACACAAGACAUGUACAACGAUGACCUCAUCCACUUUUCCAAAUCGGAAAACUGCAAAGAUGUUUACAUUGAAAAACAAAAAGGUGAUAUUCUAGGUGUGGUUAUUGUGGAGUCUGGCUGGGGAUCCAUCCUCCCUACUGUGAUUAUUGCCAACAUGAUGCACGGAGGACCCGCCGAGAAGUCUGGAAAACUCAGUAUUGGUGACCAGAUCAUGUCAAUUAAUGGAACCAGCCUUGUGGGACUGCCACUCUCCACCUGUCAGAGCAUUAUAAAGGGGUUAAAGAAUCAAGCACGUGUGAAGCUGAAUAUCGUCAGAUGUCCUCCAGUGACCACAGUUCUAAUAAGAAGACCUGACCUCAGAUAUCAGCUCGGUUUUAGUGUACAGAACGGCAUUAUCUGCAGCCUCAUGAGAGGUGGAAUCGCAGAACGUGGCGGAGUGAGGGUUGGCCAUCGGAUCAUUGAAAUCAAUGCACAGAGCGUAGUUGCCACACCCCAUGAGAAGAUCGUUCACAUUCUCUCUAAUGCUGUAGGAGAGAUUCAUAUGAAGACCAUGCCAGCAGCUAUGUACAGGCUGCUAACAGCUCAGGAACAGCCUGUCUACAUCUGAGGCGAGAAGAUAAUCCCUUAUACAGUGUGCAUGGAGGGCUUGCCUCUUCAUCUGUGGUUGUGUUCAUAGUGAUGCAUUUUCAUGUCUGUCAGAUCUCCCUUGAGGUGUGUUGUGCAUAACAUUUUCAUUCGACUUCUUAUGUCUCUCACAAGUAAAGCAUUGCAUAAUCAGACACAUGGUCAGGGGGUGCAGGAUGAGGAGAAAGGAGAAUCACCCACAGAGUUACUUACUUUUGUCCUAUAUAUUAUGGUGUCCCAUCCAGCAUUGGUUCUGUGCCUUACACCUGUUGCUUGCUGGGAUACGCUGUGGCUUCCCAUGAUCCUGAAUAGAAUAAAAUGGGUAGUAGAAAUUGAA